Anopheles nili is the source of this 3077-nucleotide messenger RNA. RefSeq lists its product as uncharacterized. The record is from RefSeq and is a predicted model, not a curated record. The transcript is spliced from 5 exons. The coding region runs from base 1740 to 3077 and encodes 445 amino acids. NCBI's taxonomy places the organism in Eukaryota, Metazoa, Arthropoda, Insecta, Diptera, Culicidae.
CUCAGUGUGCUGCUUAGCGCUCGCGUUGAGGCAACACAUUUCACACGCCGCAGCUUUUGUGGGAAAAAGAAAAAAGCAAGAGAGAGAGAGCGAGAAAGAGAGAGGGAGAGAGAGAGAGAGAGGCAGGAAGGGGAAAAAAAGAAAAAAAUACCGAGAAGGACAUGUCCCGCCUGUGCGACACGGCGUGACGAAGCUGUCGUGCUGUCAGUGCGGUCGUGAUGUGGGCCAAACAUCGGAUGCCGCAUACACGCACCAAACAUACACACACACACACCAGCCUUGGAUGCUGUGGCGGAAAAUAGAGCGAGAGAGACAGCAAGUGAUAAAAGCGUGUGACCGAGGCAAAGUUGAUAGAUAGAGAGGGAAUGCGUAAGGAGCUGUCAAACGGAGCGAAAGAGAGAGUGAGAGAGUGAGAGUGUGAUAGAGAGAGAGAGAGAGAGCGUAAUGUGGGGUGGUGCCGCACUCUUGAACGUUUCGCAGUCAAUUGCGAGAGAAAGCUCUCCUGCAGGCAGGCCUUGGCAGCAGCAGUAGCAGCAGCAAUCGCAGUAGGCAGCAGUGGCAGCAGAAGUAGAACCAUUAGCACAAUUGAUGGCAUGGACAAUAGCACCGGGAGCCGUGUGUUUUGCCCAUCGGCUCGUAGUAUUCGGCCGUCGGUGGCGUUGAGCUGAUCAGCCCUCCUCGUAGCAGAAUGAACUGAAGCGGAGGCAAACAAUAGCGGCACCAGCGGCAACCACAGCGUAGCCCUGCAGGAUCGGCCAGAGUGGCAGUGCGGCACGUGAACGAGCAGUGCUGGAAAGAGGGGUGGCGAAAACCGCAACCCGAAAGAGAAAAGAAAAAAAAAAGCUGCGAUUAGCUGCCCUUCCCCGGGGCGCGAACAGGACCGUUGGGUGGCGUUCCGAGAACGUCACCGAAGGACGAAGAAGAAAGGAAGAAAACGAAAAUAAAAGGAAGUGACAAGUGUGUUUGUGUGUGUGUGCGUGUGAGGUUCGGCGUGCCCAGCCCUAACGUCGUUCUAGUGUGUGCGAGAGUGAAGCGUUCGCAUUUGAAAGCGUGUGGUGCAAUCCUUCAGAUCCUGCAGGUCGCCUUCGUUGAUCGUCUGGCUGCGUGGUGUUAGAAGGAUUUGAUCGGAAGGGCUGAUCGUGCCAACGAGAGACGACGCGUGCUGGGAUGGCACCUCAAGCGGGAUCGCCAAUAGAUUCGUGACGUCGGCGGUGACAACGCGCAACCGAAGGAUCGUCCAGGACCGUCUGGCAUGAUCGGAGUGGCCUGGCACGCAGCCACAGGGUGGCAACGUGCGUUCGGCGGCUCGGUGAACGGUGGGUGGCAAACCGUGUGACGCUCGUCCGGGUGAACUGUAUCCGGAUCUGGCCAGGGAACGUGGCGCAAGUAGAAACCGAAACCCGGCCCGGAAGUGAAUAAUCGCGCGGGCAGUGAUCGAGUCCGGGAUCCAAGUACGAUCGCCGGUGGCGCGUUUGGUGGACGUGAAAGGCCGAGCCUUUGGGGUGUGGGAGUGUGCGCGCGUGAAUAAGCAAACCGUGAAGCGGAGCCGCCGACGGUGAGUGGAAAGUGGAAGGACCUUCGGGUGCCGGGGAGAGGACCUUACCGGAAGUCAUCCGUCUACGGGAGGACGAGAGUUGCAAGGACUCAGCGUGAAGGACGCAAACGAUGGGGUUUCUGGACACGAUCAUUUUCUAGGCGUUGCUGUAUGAACGAUUUGAAACGGACGAUAUGGGCACAGCAUGGCCUCAGCAGUAUCAUUCAUCGAGAGGACAUGCCCGUUCCAACACGCUAGCACACAGCCCGCGCACCGCGACCACCGCUGCCGCAGCACGCACAACCGCAGCCGCUCCAAGCUGGACCGCAUCGCCAGUGGGGAGUUCAACGAGCGACGAAAAGCGCGGGUGCCCCGCCGGACAUGGCGCCCUCGGGCCCGCACGCUCCGCAAUCCGGCCCCGCCGCUGCGGCACCGCUGGAAACGGAGCGUCCGUCCGCCUGCCGAUCGCCACCGGGCCGGCCCCGGGCUCCGUCGGUUGCCUUUCCUCGUCACCCGUCUAUCGAAGCCGUCUUUUUCGAGCCACUUUGCUGCCGCCAUCGCCGCCACCACCACCGUCGCCAACGCCACCGUCGCCGCUGCCACUGCUGCUCCUGGCGCUGGAGCGUGGGUGGCGGGAGGUUGGGGGCCAGCGCCCGGACACGCAGUUAACACGGGCCCCGUUCGGCCCCGGGAUAGUCGCGAGCGCACGCCCGAGGGUGGCCCCUUCACUACGUGUAAACAAUUUAACCAUGAAUGCUUCCAAUCAAAGAACACUGAAGACCUACGUACGUUUGAUAAGAGUAAUAAUUUUGAUAACGAAUACCAUAAUCAUAAGACUAGCGAAUCCGGUAGUAGUGCGGCGCGCUCGGAGCGGCCGCUGUUUGUACGAAUUUUGCUGGCCAGCCUUCUGUCCCUGGCGUCGCCCUCGUCGUGGGGUGUCCCGGCUUCGCAGCCUGGUGCCCCACCCGCGACCCAGCGCACCCUUGCACCCGGUCCGACCGGUGUCGUGCCCUUUCAGCCACCGUCACGUCCUGGCGAAGUGGCUGGCCGAUCCCGUGCUCCGUGGAAUCUUUGCGAAGCUGAACCAUCCGAGUCGGCUGGUGAAGGGCUUCGCUGCACGCGGAAAACGGGUCGGCGGUGGAGGCGGCGACGGUUGCAGCGUGUCCUUGCCGAAACGGACGUUGCGGACGAUGGUGAUGGUGGUGGUGGUGGCGGUGGCGGUGGCAGAGGCAGUGGCGCUUCACCUGACGAUGGUGCACUCGAAGCGGGCACCGCGGCUCAGAAGCGACACCACGACAACGAAGGACGGUCGCGGCCGGAAGUGCCCCGCGAAACGGCCCGGCCGACCGGAACCGGCUACAGGCGGAAGUGUUACGGCGCUCGCUCGGCGCUGCGAAUGGUUCUGCCAGCUUUGCUCAUUGUUAACAUGUUCACGUUUCUUCAUGGAGGACCUGUGCCCCUAAUGCAAACCAUCGAGGGUGAACAGUUGAAUGGGAAAACCGGCAGCCGACAAGCGUCGGAAAGUGCGGAGAAAAAUAGCUAA